Molecule: messenger RNA, 2636 nt
Organism: Patella vulgata (common limpet)
Lineage: Eukaryota; Metazoa; Mollusca; Gastropoda; Patellidae
Product: protoporphyrinogen oxidase
Exons: 1
Coding region: 293-1723 (476 amino acids)
Biological process (GO): heme biosynthetic process
Cellular component (GO): mitochondrial inner membrane
Molecular function (GO): protoporphyrinogen oxidase activity, oxygen as acceptor
Source: RefSeq, a predicted model, not a curated record
CCCUCUUAAAUAACACGUAAGUCACGAUUGAACUGUCCCAGUUAGUAACAGUCGGGGUUAGUAGGACAUGGUGGAUCAUACUGAGAUUUAAUAAUAUUGUUUUGAAUACAAAAUAUUAUUUACACAUUUUGUUUUAAAAGUAGAUCAAUGUUGUGAGAUACUGUAGGUAGACCGGUAGGCGUUAGUCACAUUGUGAACUGCUGAAAGUGGAACUGUGACUGAUAGUGACUAGCCUAUAUAUAUAUAUUAUAUUGCAUAAGGAUUCACAAGCAAUCAAGUUAUUCAAAUAAAAAUGUCAACUGCAGUAGUUAUAGGCGGGGGUAUCAGCGGAUUAUCGGCAGCGUAUUAUCUUCAGAAACAUGCUGGUGAAAAAAUUGGCAAGAUAAUUCUCUUGGAAUCAAGCAAGAGAGUAGGAGGAUGGAUGAAUUCAACAAGACAUGCUGAUGGUGCAAUAUAUGAGAGUGGACCUAGAAGCUUGAGAAUUGUAGGAAAGCCAGGAAGAAAUGCAUUGAAUCUCAUUGAAGAUUUAAAUCUAGAAAAUGAAAUCCUUCCAUUAACCUCUAAUAAUGCAGCUGCCAAAAAUCGUUAUUUAUACGUUAAUGGAGCACUCUGUGCCUUACCAAAUAAUUAUAUGGGCUUUUUACGAAGACAAGACCCAUUUUCGCGAUCACUGCUUUGGCAGUUUGCAGGUGAAAUUUUCAAAACACGGUCUGACCUCGAAGAUGAUUCAAUUUACAAUUUUUUCUCCCGUCGUGUGAGCAAAGAAUUUGCCGAUAUUGCUGUUGAUUCAAUGUGUCGUGGAAUCUUUGCUGGUAAUUGCCGAAACCUUAGUAUGAAAGCCUGCUUUAAAGACAUAUUUAAUUUGGAGAAAACUCACGGUUCUAUUGUUUUAGGGCUUCUGAGAUACCCAAAAGUACCUGCUGACGAAUUAAAACCAAAAUUAAUACAAAAAGCGAGAUCUGAAAAAUGGGCAUCUUAUUCAUUUAAAUCUGGAUUACAGCAGCUAUCGGAUACGUUAUUGGAUGCUAUCAGUAAUCAUAAAAUGGUGGAUAUUCGACUUAGUUCACCAGUGCAAAAAAUGAACCUGAAAGAUAAUGGUCGUAUUUCAGUUAUCACAGAUGAAGAUGAAAUCCAAGCUGACUAUGUUCUGUCUUCAGUUUAUUCAAAAAACCUUGCCGCAAUGUUGAAUAGUGACAACAAUUAUCUUAAGAGUCAUUUAAAUGCUAUAUCUGCUGUAAGCUGUGCAGUAGUUAAUUUAGAAUAUGAGGGAAAUCUUCUACCAGUACAAGCAUUUGGACAUUUAACACCAUCAUCAGAGAGUGGUCCCAUACUUGGAAUAAUAUAUGAUUCUUGUUUGUUCCCGUCCCAUGAUAGUAACAAGAAUAUACCCACCACACGAUUGACUGUCAUGCUUGGAGGGUCGUGGUCAGAACAACUAAAAACAAACGGAUCGUGGAUGAGUGAAGCUGAUAUAACAAACAUGGCAACAAAAGCAGUUAGAGAUCAUUUAAAAAUCUCAAAUGAACCAAUCAGAUCUAAGAUAUCAUUAUUAGACAACUGUAUUCCGCAGUAUAAAGUGGGCCAUACCAACAUAUUAUCCCGUAUGGACAAAUUUAUCGAGGACAAAAAUCUCCCCCUCUAUUUGAUUGGUUCAUCUUAUCGAGGUGUUAGCGUGAAUGACUGCAUUCUAAAUUCAAAAUUAGCUGUUGAAAAGAUUGUGUAAAGUGUCUUUAUAUUUACUGGGAAUGUUGUUGUUUAUUACAGGUUUAAUGUCCAAUACAUUACAUAUGAUAUUAUUGACAGUUUACCAGGCAUUAUCAAACAGGCUACCUAUUUUAUUGAUACCAAUGCUUUUUUAUUGGUGAAUAUUAAUUAGUGGUUAAUCUUGGCUUUCAAGAUUAAUUAAAUGAUUUUAUGAGUAUUUUAGUCCCAGUUUUGAAGAUUUUCAUUUGAUUCCAAUUAUGAAGCAUAUGGUAUACGGUAUUCACAUGAAAUGCUGAUCUUUCUUGAAAAAUAUUUUGUCAGUAGUGGAGAGGGAGGGGGUCAUAGUAAUCCCCUAACCCAAUAUUCGGAUCAAAUUCAAAAUAGAAUUUUGUAGACUAAUAUUCCAAUUAGUUGUUCCAAGAAUCUCACUAAAAUUAUCAAUACAGUAUACAUAUCCUUCAAAAAAAAAGUCAAAGUUCGUUUUUGUAUAAGGGUGACAUCGAGCACCCCCUAAAUGGUCAUGUAUGUCUACGUUUGUCCGUAUACUCGCUGUAGGCAACAUGAUAGCUUUAGACAACAGUACAUCAUCUUCAUAAUGUGACAACUGUAUUACAACAUUAACAAUACCCAAACUUUUUAAAUCUUCAUAAAAUUCAUUUAUCUAAAAAAAAAUACAUGUGUAUAUAUUUUUCAUGCCAAUGUCCCUCACUCCCCUGAUGCAUUCAAGUUAUUGAACUUGUAUGUCGUAACAUUUUGACAUUUGUGACGAUGACAGCAGAUAAAUCUUGAAAUAAAAAUAUUGUUACCGGUAUAAGAAAAUGUUAUAUUUUUGUUAAAACUUAUAGUAUAUUGUUUUGUAUACAAUAAUAGUGCUAAUUAAUCUUUUACUAUAUUUGUAAUGAAUAGCUUAUAUAAAUAUAUAUUAAAUGUAA